UCCACGGAGAAUGCCGACCCACUUUCUUCCCUUCAUCGAACUAGGAACCUUCGGACAGCAAAGAUAAUUCCCCCCCUCAACUCUCUCUAUCUCAAUCUCAACCCCGAUCCCUGCAUAUAUCUUCAUAAAAAAUCGAGAUCUACGACCAAAGAAAUGGCGAAUGAAUUGGAUUCUCUCAUCUAGAUCCGAGCGUAUAACGAAGCCCUAGAAGAAUUCUAAUGGCGGGCGCCGUGUCGGCGCUGUUCCUCCUCGAUAUCAAGGGGAGGGUCCUUGUUUGGAGAGAUUAUCGCGGCGAUGUCUCCGCUGUCCAGGCCGAGAAAUUCUUCACGAAACUCAUCGAGAGGGAAGGUGAUCCAGAGUCCCAUGAUCCAGUGAUGUGUAAUGAUGGAGUGAGCUACAUGUUCAUACAGCAUAACAAUGUUUUCUUGAUGACUGCUUCGAGGCAAAAUUGCAAUGCUGCCAGUAUUCUUCUUUUUCUACAUCGUGUUGUUGAUGUUUUCAAACAUUAUUUUGAAGAACUAGAGGAGGAGUCACUAAGAGAUAAUUUUGUUGUUGUGUAUGAGUUACUUGACGAGAUGAUGGACUUUGGGUAUCCCCAAUACACGGAAGCUAAGAUUCUUAGUGAGUUUAUCAAAACAGAUGCAUACAGAAUGGAAGUUACACAAAGACCUCCUAUGGCUGUAACAAAUGCAGUGUCAUGGCGCAGCGAAGGGAUACGAUACAAGAAAAAUGAAGUUUUCUUGGAUGUAGUAGAGAGUGUUAAUAUUCUUGUUAACAGCAAUGGCCAAAUUAUCCGUUCAGAUGUUGUUGGAGCAUUAAAAAUGAGAACAUAUUUGAGUGGAAUGCCAGAGUGUAAGCUUGGCCUGAAUGAUAGAGUGCUUUUGGAGGCUCAAGGUCGGACCACAAAGGGGAAAGCCAUAGAUCUGGAUGACAUCAAAUUCCACCAGUGUGUGCGCUUGGCCCGAUUUGAGAAUGACAGGACUAUAUCCUUCAUACCACCUGAUGGGUCUUUUGAUCUGAUGACAUAUCGACUCAGUACUCAGGUAAAACCUUUAAUAUGGGUGGAAACUCAAGUUGAGAGGCAUUCAAGAAGCCGCAUAGAGCUCAUGGUAAAGGCGAAGAGCCAAUUUAAGGAAAGAAGUACUGCUACGAGUGUGGAAAUUGAAGUGCCAGUGCCUCAAGAUUCUACCAACCCUAAUGUACGGACUUCUAUGGGUUCCGCUGCAUAUGCGCCAGAAAAAGACGCCCUGGUCUGGAAAAUAAGAUCCUUCCCUGGUGGCAAGGAGUAUAUGUUGAGGGCAGAAUUAAGCCUCCCCAGCAUAACUUCUGAAGAAGCUACACCAGAGAAGAAGGCUCCCGUCCGUGUAAAGUUUGAGAUACCGUAUUUUACUGUAUCUGGAAUUCAGGUUCGGUACCUGAAGAUUAUUGAGAAGAGUGGAUAUCAAGCUCUCCCAUGGGUGAGAUACAUAACAAUGGCAGGCGAGUAUGAACUGAGAGUUAUGUGAAGCAUUUUUCGCGUGAAGAUGUUUGUUUAUAUAAAAGCCAACACAAGCUUACAUUUGCAUAAGAGCUUUUGAAUGUGGGUCUGAACUUAGUACGAACACCAGCGAUUAUUAUUUCCAUCGGAGGGCAGAAGUUUCACUUUUUCUGCUACCAGUUAAUGUUAUCCGACAUAUGUAAUAGCGAACAAGCAGCGAAGAACAUACAAGCAUACAUUUUUUUGGGUCAUGGUGGUCUGGUUAAUGCCCUUGUUUUGUUUUUUCCCCCUCCCUUGUAUCAUGAGUGGGUUGUAUUUUUGUAACUCCUAGUUUGUUCAGAUGAGAUUUGAUUAUAGCUUGCAUUUGUGAUCA
Asparagus officinalis (garden asparagus) is the source of this 1850-nucleotide messenger RNA. Its product is annotated as AP-1 complex subunit mu-2. The transcript has 11 exons. Gene Ontology annotation, biological process: vesicle-mediated transport; intracellular protein transport. Lineage: Eukaryota; Viridiplantae; Streptophyta; Magnoliopsida; Asparagales; Asparagaceae. Gene Ontology annotation, cellular component: clathrin adaptor complex; cytoplasmic vesicle. The coding region runs from base 219 to 1505 and encodes 428 amino acids. The record is from RefSeq and is a predicted model, not a curated record.